Anoplopoma fimbria (sablefish) is the source of this 2312-nucleotide messenger RNA. Its product is annotated as E3 ubiquitin-protein ligase Topors-like. The record is from RefSeq and is a predicted model, not a curated record. NCBI's taxonomy places the organism in Eukaryota, Metazoa, Chordata, Actinopteri, Perciformes, Anoplopomatidae. Gene Ontology annotation, molecular function: metal ion binding; ubiquitin protein ligase activity. Gene Ontology annotation, biological process: protein monoubiquitination; protein polyubiquitination.
GCCUCAUGUCCCAGAAGCCACCGCGGCCUCUCAUGUCCCAGAAGCCACCGCGGCCCCUCUCCAGCUGUGUGUGUGUGUACCGGGAGGUUGUGAGUGACGGGGCCGAGCAGCGGGCCCGGCGGGCGGGCAGAGUGCGGGCUAGAUGCCGCUCACGGUGCGGAGGAAGAGAAAGACCCCGGAUGAGAAGCAGCGACCCGGGGAGUCGACUUCUGCUGCUCAGGUGAUGGCGCCCACGAGGAUGAAGCUGCGAGUGCGUCGGCGUGACAACGCGGCCUCAGGCGCUGCAGCGGGAGGCGACCGGCCGGAGGAGGAAGAGGAGCCGAGCCGAGAGAGCGGCGGUCGGAGCAGCAGGAGGAAAACCAGCAGCACCACCUCGACCACAGCCGCCGCCGCCAACGCCUCCUCCUGGUCUCCUCCUCCUCCUCCUCCUCCUCCCUCCUCCUCGGCCUCGGCGCGGGCGGCGAUGGCGGCAGCGGAGGAGGCGUCGCCGGACUCCAAGUGCCCGAUCUGCCUGGACCGCUUCAACAACCUGGCGUACCUGGACCGCUGCCUGCACCGCUUCUGCUUCCCCUGCAUCCAGGAGUGGUCGCACAACAAGGCCGAGUGUCCGCUCUGUAAGCAGCCGUUCGCCUCCAUCCUGCACUCGGUGCGCGCCGAGGACGACUUCAAGGAGUACACGCUGCGGCCGCCGCCCGCCAACAGCAGCGUCGCCGCCACCGUGGCGAUGGUGGCGGCGAUGGCCUCGGCGGCGGCGGAGCGACCACCAGAUGAGGCUGAUGCUGAGGAGGCACAGAGCUCCCGCCGGCGGGGAGACGGCGACGACGACGACGACGAGGAGGCGGCGGAGGGAGAGGGGAGGAAGAGGAGCGGGAGGCAGGAGGUCGGUGGUGUGGGAGUGGUAUCUGGACACUCCUCCUCUGGCGCUCCCUCCUCUUCCUCAACAUCCCGCUGCCUCUCCUGUUGUUGCAGAGGACAGCGAGGAGGGGGAGGACGUGGGGGAGCAGAGGGCGAGGGGGGGCCGAUCUGGCGGAGCGCGGCGAUAUUUGAGGGGCUGACUGGACUCGGCGGCGCGGUGGCGCCCACGGCACCCAACGACCGGGCGUCACGGCGGCUGAUGACUCGUCUGGUGGCGAGGCAGCGGCUGCAGCGGGAAGGCGGAACCGUGCGGCGGCUGAGGGAGAGAGAGACGGUGGCGUUCCGCCGCGCUCUCUACCGGAACGGCAUACGUGUCCGCGGCGUUGCCGGGGUCAGCGGUAACCAGGGGCAACAGCAGCAGCGUGACAUCACAGCAGAGAGCUUCCGCCGUAACCCCACCAACCUGAACAGGCUCCGCCCAUGGCUGCGGCGGGAGCUGACGGUGCUGUACGGUGCUCACGGCUCGCUGGUCGACAUCGUCCAGCGCAUCAUCAUGGCGCGGCUCGCCCGCCACGGCCUGGAGGACGCGCCCACCAUAGAAGAAGAGCUGCGGCAAUUCCUGCUGGCGCGCACCGACCACUUCCUGCACGAGCUGGUCAGCUUCGCCCGCUCACCGCUCAGUCUGGAGCACUACGACCUGCAGGCGGUGUACGAGCCGCCGGAUGCCGCCAUGGAGCUGGACGGGACGAGCAGCUCCUCCGACAGCAGCUCCGUCAUCGCCAUAUCGGAGGGCGAGGAGGAGGACCGGCCGGCGGGAGGACGAUCAGAGGACGGGAUGAUGGAGGAGGAGGACGCUAACGAUGACGUCAUCCAGGCAGGAAGCUGCCUCGCCCUGGCUGUCUGGGACGACGAGACUCCAGGCCCCUCCUACUCCACCGCCGAGCCCUCGUGUUCGCUCGCCUCCCCGCCGUUCGGCCACGCCCCUCGGGAGGCAGCCAAUGAGGAGGGAGGAGAGAAGGAGGAGGAGGAGUGUCUGAUUGUGGGAUACAAGAAGCCGAUAGCGGAGCGAACUCCUGAGCUGGUGCAGCUCUCCUCUGACAGCGAGGACGAGGAGGAGGAGAAGAAGGAGAACACGACUGAGGAAGCCCCUCUCCUCCCCCCCCGCCACCCCUCCCCUCUCUUACCUACCCACAAUCCCUCCCUCCACGUCAGCUGCGCACGGUGGCGAGCAGGACGGCGAGCCGAAGGAGAAAGAAGGCGAGCCUCCUUCCCGUGCGCGCUCCUGGUCAGGAAGCUCCGGAGGAAGCAGGAACUCGGUCUGCGCUCUCGGAGAGAGCGAGCAGCGCCGGGAGGGAGACGGGAAGUCUGACAGCGAGGUGGCGAAGGAGAAGAGGAGGAGGAAGAGGAGGAGAGGGCGGGAGAGGAGCGGCACCCUGUACAACCCGAACCGCUCCAUC